UACGGAAUUUCGCAACGAAAUUACUUAAAUUAUGUCAACGAUAUGCAAGAUCCUAGGUUUUAUGACAGUCCAAGAGUACUCUCUCCAUGUCAAGAUAAUGACAAAAACAAAAAAAAUAAAGACAACUCGCCGUUACAGACACCAACUGAUACAGAAAGUGUAUUUACGGAUGACGAUAUGGCUGAUGUAAACGUUGUUGUUAAACAAAAAUUUACCAAGAACAAAAUUGAAGAAUGCAAUAAUAAGGUUUUGGCUCCACCUAGACCCCCAAAAACAGUCUACGUGGUUUCUUCCACUUACAUAAAUUUGAACACGCAGCAGAUUGAAAGUCCCAACCACAAACACGAAAACAACCAAGAGGAAGACCGAAAGCAACCGCCCCCGGGCGUCAUCACCGACGACAUGUGCGAUUUUCCCCGUUCCCACCAGAUUCCAGAAGCAGAAACCGUCCGUAACAUGCUCCUUCGACGGCAUUGCUACAACAAUGCCGCUCCUGUCAAAAUCGAAGGUCAGAUUUUCCGGUACGAUAUCUCUCCUAAGCCAUCCACAAGUUCGAAUCACGUUUUUCGCUACGAUGGAGACGACAUCGUCGAUGAACCAGCUUCGCCUCUCUCCCAGAGUUCCUCCACGACAGCCUAUUCAAAUUUACCGAGUCCACUUUUGGCGGAUAGUCAGCUGAUGCCACCUCCAGUUGUUAACAGGGAUUUGAAACCUAAAAGGAAACUGUCGGAUUCCUUAUCGUCUUCUUCAAAUCCUGAGCCAUCGUCACCGAGAAAUGCUCCAUCAGUAGAUAGGAAGUUGAAACCUCCUACUCCACUGCAGGAAGCACACAAUCGCAAAAUAAAAGCGAGUCCAAUUAUGGCACCGAGUUUCGACGGAUCAAAAUGUGGCCCUAGUCCAACAGGCAGUAGAAAAAUGGAGGAUGACACCCCGAAAUUAAGAGCUGCUCCCAGCCCAACUUUACAAGGUCUGGGUCGUUCACAUGAAAGCUUGUUAUCGCAAAACAACCAAGAAGAACAAAUAUAUCAUUAUUUGCCAGUAAAAAUGCAAUAUAUAGAUUUGGAUCAUUGUGGACCUUCGAAUUUAUCUAAUAAUAGUAAUACAAUUCCGUCAAAAUCAUCGAGUACCGUUUACAAAAAAGUAGAUUUUGAGAAAACCGAAGCCUUUAACCUUACGAGGAACAAUUUAGAAAAAGAACGCAAGGAACCUGUUACCUUUUUAAAAAAGUGAUAGCGAAGAGUUUUUAUAUAUUUUUGUAAGUUUAUAGGGUAGCUUUUGUGCAAUUCUUAAUAUCACGAUUGUACAUUUAGGGUUUGUUUUGUAUUUUUGAUCUUUUUUGUAAUGUUGUAAUUGACAACUUUUGAGAGAGCUUUAAUGUUAUUUUUUAUUAAGUGGCCAUCUUAUGAAAUUCAUAUCAUGUAUUAUACUAGAACUAAUAUUUUUUUAUUCUCUAUGUUAUAUGCUUAGGGUGUAAGUCUAUUACAGAUUUUAAUGAUGUUAUG
Zophobas morio is the source of this 1502-nucleotide messenger RNA. Its product is annotated as protein daughter of sevenless-like. The transcript has a single exon. The record is from RefSeq and is a predicted model, not a curated record. NCBI's taxonomy places the organism in Eukaryota, Metazoa, Arthropoda, Insecta, Coleoptera, Tenebrionidae. Bases 43 to 1230 code for a protein of 395 amino acids. Gene Ontology annotation, cellular component: cytoplasm. Gene Ontology annotation, molecular function: signaling adaptor activity. Gene Ontology annotation, biological process: signal transduction.